Messenger RNA from Drosophila willistoni, 1578 nucleotides. RefSeq lists its product as uncharacterized. Bases 277 to 1368 code for a protein of 363 amino acids. The transcript has 2 exons. NCBI's taxonomy places the organism in Eukaryota, Metazoa, Arthropoda, Insecta, Diptera, Drosophilidae. The record is from RefSeq and is a predicted model, not a curated record.
AACAAAAACAGCAACAUAUGUGGGAGAGAGAGAGAAAGAGAGUGAGUGAGUGUACGGUAGGCAUUCGAUAAAAUAUUCAUCCUUUGUGAGAGAUAAAUUUACCUUGCUGGGGCUAAACACAGUUGAGUUAACUGAGCUAUUGGCUCUUGGCCAAAACCAGACAAGGCAAACAACAAGGAACAGACAACCAACAGGUGGACUAGGUACACACACACACACAUACAAAGAGAGAAAGAAAAAGAGAGAGAGAAAAAAACAGAUGCGUGACCAAGAAUCAUGUUUGAAGAUAACGAAGAUGGUGAUAAUGAUCCAUUGGCCAAUCUAUUAAGCCUGACAUUGCGCAAGCCAACACACUGGAAUUGGGAGCUAAGCACCUCCAGGAGUUGCAGUAAUAUUGCCUUGCCACGAAUUCUGCUUUACGAUCAUACGGGCAAUCUGCUUGUCGAUGCCGAUCAGCAUACUGAAAAGACUUAUCGUCCGCAAGAGAGACGCAAAAGGUCAGCCACCUCGAGUCUGGUCCAAAAGCCAAAAACCAAUGCUGCCGGCAGUAGUGAUAGUGGGCGACUUUCGCAGGAUUUCCAUGGACUACGCAUUGCAGAGGCAACACCAAGCAUUAGUCCCAGCCGUAGUCGUAGUCGCAGUUCACGGGAUCGCACCUCCAAUACAGGCAGUUGCAUUGACUUCAACACCAAUGAGCUACCAGACUGGGAGCCCAGCUGUAGCUCUCACAGAUCCAGCUCGUUGAAAGGUGUACGCUUCAAGGAGACGUCAGCCUCCCCAUCAGCACAGCCAGUGCCCAGUUAUCCAACUCCACCCUCGACAUCGACAUUGACCACAACGGAUCGCACAUCAUCGUCGUCGGCGGGACCGCGGGAGAAGCGUCGCUAUCGACGGUCACAGAGCUCAAUACUCGAACGUUUUAGCAUGGCACGGGGUCGCCACUCAUCGCCGGAAUAUGUCCAAGAGCACACGUUGGAGCAUUCUCCACGUUACUUUCUACGUUCGAGCAAAGCUGGCACUUUGAUGAUCAAAGAGGAUAGUUUUCAGCGCCAGCGACGUCGUCGACCGCCACGACAUUCGUCCAGUGAGAAUGUCUUGCUGGACAGAGAGAAGGAUCGGAGUGCAGUCGUGCAGGCCACGACCACCACAACAAAAACAGCACGACAACGUUUAAAGGCUCAGUUAUCCACUUCAGAGGAGGAACACCUGGGAGAGGCGGAACCGGAACAAGCUAGGAAGACAAAUCCGAGACAAUCGCGCGGACGAAGAACUCAACGCAGUUGCAAUCAAGAUGUGGCUCAGGAGCUCAUCACAGUCGAUCCGGACAAUUGCGUGUAUCGUGCGGCGCCGGGUGCCACAGCGCGCUAAAAUAUCAAAAUUUUGAUGUCAUCAUUGCCAUCAAAUCAAAAAAAAAAAUAAAUAAAUAAAGUGAAGCAGACAGAUUUAGUUCCUCCUUGUGAUGUAAACUAGAUGCCGCACUCUCGUCUUUCUGACUUUCUAUCUCGCUCACUCAAUGGCAUCUAGUCUAUAUAUUCUGUAAACUAGAAAAUAAAUAAAUCAAACGGAAAACAAAAUAAA